AUGGCAAGCCCUUUUGCUUCAAUUGCCAAUCAGAGAGUCACGUCUCAACGACCGCCGCGACAAACACCAGAACUAGAUUUUGACAGAUGCGCUGCGUUACACAACACAAUAGCCAUCUAUGGCUGGCUACGUAGUGGCCGUAAGGUCGCUGACAUGGACCGCAAAACCUGGUGGCAGAAGCGCGGCAAUUCUACUUUGGAAGUCCUCUUACGGCCGUCUCUGGUCAAAUACCUCAAGAAAAUCUUCGACUUACCUGGAGGAGACGGAAGCCAUUUCUUUUACUACAUCAGCAGAGUUUCCAAGCCGAGAGAGAUGCUGUAUCUUGGAGAUUUGCUGAAUGACGAAGAAANNAAGAAGAUCAAGGGAGAGAAACAUCGAUUCAUUACUUUGUACAUGACGAACAAGGAGUUGGUCAGCCAACGGAGUGGCAUUGUUGCAGAUNACGAUCAAGAGACUGGCAAAGCAAUCUUCAUGCCUACUUUUCUACACAUCUUCGACCUGUACGACCAAAACUUGCCAUGGCAAAGACUGGAAUCAAUUCUUAGCGCUUAUAUCGACAUGAUCGAAGCAGGAAAAGCUGUGGCCUUGCACGAAUCUAUCGGUCGCGAGCCACGUCUCGGACCAGUUCAAGGUGCAGAUGGUCAAACUUCCUGGCAAGAAAUCGCACCUUCAGGGCCAAAAGUAGACCCUUAUACUGGAGCCCGUCGAUCACGCUACGACACUCACCCAUGGAGUCUGGUUUCCUACACUCAUGGCGACUUGACAUCGUGUCUAAAACUUUGGGAGGAGCUGUUUACAGUGAUCGAGAUCAAGAGCGGAUUACGAGAUGAAGAAGAAGAUCCAAACACCACGCCUCUCUGCAGUCGGUCUGGUCUUUCCGCAGCAGGCGUACCCAGAGGAUUUGCCUACGAUCUGCUGUCCCACGCCCGUCAACCACGAAUCUGGUAUGUAGCGCCAGGUAUCCGCCUACCUCAAGCUUCCGAAUUCGUAAAUCAACCCUUCAAACACGUUGCUGCAAGAUACCCAAAAGAGACUGAAGGCAUCAAGAUGCCAUUUCUGUUCUUCCGCGCCGAGGGUACGGUGACCUCAAAACAAGCAAACUUCCGCUGGCCGUUCAGCACUGUGCAGGAAGUACCUUGCGGUCUCUACCUCGACUCGUACCCGAACAAGGAGAAUCCAUUCGAAGACGCCUGUCGUCUCGUUCUCCCCCUUGCGGUAGGAGGAAACAAGAAAGCCAAAACUAGUGAUGGUAGAUUGAUGCAGAAGAGUCAUACAGAGGUCUACGCUCAUGGCAUCAAUCCAUUCACUUUGCGCCAUGGCCCCAAGUUGACAGCGAUAUUGGAGAAUUGGUUGAUGAAUGUCAAGAGUGGGCAUUGGACUGUGGACGAGCAGGGUGUUUCUGGCGGUGUAGAGGCAUGGAAGCAGGCGGACACGGAAGAGCAUUGGGACAAGUACGUUUCGGCGCAUUUAGCAUUGUAG
This is a messenger RNA of Aureobasidium uvarum, 1479 nucleotides long. NCBI's taxonomy places the organism in Eukaryota, Fungi, Ascomycota, Dothideomycetes, Dothideales, Saccotheciaceae. The record is from the annotation of a GenBank genome assembly.